AGAUAACUGUUGUAUAUUGCAACACUGCCUGGUUGGAACAGUCUGCCUGGCUCCCUGUAAUGGAGUCUCUUUUUGGUCUCUCCAGGCCAAAAUAAAACCUUCCUUCUCAGGUGUGGGCUACCACAGCAAAAAUUCUUUUGUUUUUAAAGGGUGUGUCAUUACAAGUAGGUAAAGCAACAUGACUUGCUGUUUUCAAUGGACUAGGGUGCAUAGCAGAUUCAUUUCUAUUUAGACAGUACAUACCUAUUUGACUACAAACACGCAUCUGUUAAAGUUGUCCACCUUCCACUCCUCCUCAGAAUCUGAUGCAUAGCUGCCAAGUUUUCCCUUUUCUCGCGAGGAAGCCUAUUCAGCAUAAGGGAAAAUCCCUUUUAAAAAGGGAUAACUUGGCAGCUAUGAUCUGAUGCUGUAGGAUGAUCAGCUGUUCUCUGGCAAUUUGGUUCCUUAUAAUAAAAUUUCUUACUUCAGAUUGCCAUAGCUUUCUAGAACCAUAUUCAACAACCAUAAAUACCUCAAUAAAUGAUAUUAUAAUCUCCCUCUUGCGAUUCCCAGCAACUGGUAUUCUGAGGUAUGCUGCCUCCAGCUUGGAGAACAUAGCUGUUGUUGCCAGUAGCCACUGAUAGCCUUAUACGCCAUGAGUUUUUCCUAAUCCUCUUAAUGCCAUCCAAGGUGGUGGCCAUUACUUUUAACUUUUAUUUAUUUGUUUCAUAAGUAUCUCAAUCACUAUUCAAAAUGCAAUAUCCCGCCCCCUCACAGUGGUUUGCCACAUGUAUAAUAAUGUAAAACCAUAUACUGUAAAAUAUAAACGAGACCUAGCUGUGCCUUGAGUGGAUUGCAGCAUCUAUUGUUCCUGUUUCCAUCAUAUACUCUGGAGGUUUGGUGGGGAGAGACAGAGUCAUUGUGGGUCUGCUGCAAAGUUUUCCAGAGCAUAACCCAUCUAAUACAUCCAGGGGUGCAAGCCACAACACUAGCUGAUUGGUACUCGAGGCUGUCCUGUUUUGGGAUACAGGAAAACCCAUCCCUUUGGCUUUAUAAUGUAGCAAUGGGGAAGCAGUACAUUUGCUCCGGGCCAGAAUACAAGAGCCCAACAGGGAUAAACAUCUUACCCAGCAAAUAAAUGUUUGGGAACACAAAAUAUCAGCUGGAACCCCCAAUCCAAGAGUGAGAUAGUGCAGGGAUAGCUGGAAAAACAACAGCUUCUGCCAAAUCAACCAGAUGUUUUUUUGUUUUUAAAAAAGAUUUGACUGAAUUGUUAUGUCCACUUAGGGAAGAUUGAAAAUAAUGCUAAUAAAAGGAAGGAGCCCUUGGAUGUGGCAUACAUUAGGGCUUGGAAAGCUGAUUCGUUUCUGAACCGCACAGCUAAAGUAGAGAAAAUCCACUUAAUGGAUUUCUGUUCUCCUCAGGCCUGUAUGUAAUAGCUCAUUAGAGGAAAUACUCCAUGCCAACAUUUUGGAACAGCUUCAGCACUUUGCAGUAAGAUGCAGUGCCAUAUUUCUCUGCAUGCUUAGACAAGACAGCAGUGGGAUGCUUCCUUUGGAUCUGUACUGAAAAAUAACUGUAAAUAACAAUCUUGAGGGUUUCCAGAGUAGUAUUCCUGUUAGUCUUGCAGAAAAGGAAGUCUAAUGGCAUCUCACAGCUGCUAUUUUUGGUGAAAAACAUAUACCCACAAUUUUAGGUUGUGCAGUUAUAGCUGAUUGGGAGGAUUUGCAUGGCAAACCCUACUUUCCCCCAAAGAAUGAACUGUUUGCAAUAAGGAAAAUGAUUGGAAAAUCCACUGGGAUAGCACUUGUUUUGAUCCAAUGUCAUCUUGCCUUCUUCAAACAAAUCGGGAUGAAUGCUCAUCAAAUAGCCAGAGUCAUCUAAACAAUCCAGGAUCAAUGCUUAAUAAAUAGGUCAUCUGGAAGCUUUUAUAGACCACAGUCAACUUUGUCAGGUGCAUGGAGUGUUAUCCUGAGUUAGAGGUAUGUAUACAGGUGGUUUGGGAGGGGGAGGUGUAAAAAGUGAGGACAGAAGCAAAUGAAUGGCAGGCAGUGCUAAUUAGGUAGAUAAUUUCGUGGAUGCUGGUGUGUAAUUUUGUAUUCUAAAUUGUCUUAAAAGUCAAAAUCUCAAAACUAAUUCCCAGACUGAGUGCAAUUGAUAUGCAGACAUUUCUGCUAAAAGAUGCAGAAGUGAUUAAUACUUCUAAGAGAUUUUAAGGAAAUGCUAGAGCAGGCAUCCCCAAACUGCAGCCCUCCAGAUGUUUUGGCCUACAACUCCCAUGAUCCCUAGCUAACAGGACCAGUGGUCAGGGAAGAUGGGAAUUGUAGUCCAAAACAUCUGGAGGGCUGAAGUUUGGGGAUACCUGGACUAGAGUUUCCUCCAGAGGUUCAUUGCAAAGUAGGAAUUUAUGUUUUGCGCUUAAUGGGAGGAAUUCAGUAUGUCAAUCUUCUGAUUGUUCCAGUGGUGCAAACGUCUCUGCUUGUCUGGCAGAAGGAUAUUCUAUUCCAUCUUUCCAUACUCUGCAGUGUGCUGAGGGUUACUGUAAUUUUAACUUUCUAAAAAGCUGUUUGUAUUGAUAAUUUUAAUAUUUCUUAUAAUCCAUUAGAAGUUUUGCUAAAAUCAAGUAGUACUGGUAUAUGAAUUUGUUAGAUAAAUGAAAUUGAGGUGUAAGUUUCCAUAUGAUGUGGGCCCCGGGCUGACAACUUGUGCCACCAUUUAUUUUUUUGAAAAUCUGUACAGGCUGUCAAUCUGCUAGCAAGCCAGAUUCAAGGUCCUUGUAUUAAUUUACAAAGCCCUGAACAACUUAGGUCCAAGCUGCCUUGGGAACCACCUGAAGCUUCAUAUCCCGGCUGGAUCCCUGAGAUCAUCUGCAGGAGUGUUGUUGGCCGUCCUCCAAACUGGCGAGGUUCAUUUGACAGCAGCAAUCAACUGAGCCUUUGGUGUUGUCAGCCCGGUUUUGUGGAUUACUCUUUCAUUAAAUAUUUAGCAGGCACAUUCUGUUUUAAUUUUUAAAUGCCUGCUGAAAACUGUCAGGUUUAUGCAGGAAAUUAAGAAUACACAUUUCCAUAAUAGCUGAUUUCUGAUUUCAACAUUUUUGUUUUUUGUUGCAUGGUUUUAUGCAUAACUGUUGUAAACCACACUGAUACUUUUCAUGAAUAUGGUUUAUACUUUUUAAUAUAUAAAAUAACUAUACUAGAUUAAUCCAUUGAGGGACUGCAUCUGCAUGGAGAAUGCAUAUAAGUGACAUCACACACGCAUGCUCCUACAGUUCUAGGAGCACAUAAACACCAGGAUGCACACACACUCUGUUGCAAUAGUUAUUGUAGCUUUGAUUGGGCCCCGACUGCAGGCAGAAAAUUGCUCCUUUUGCAAAGCUAAUUAUAGUCCCCUGCAAAUAGCUCUCUCUUCGGCUGUUAAAUCACAGCUAUCUGUAUUCCAUUAACCUGCGCCGAACAGAGAACCGACUGCAUUUACUGUGUGCUUGUAUGGCAAUGGUUAACCGAGCUGGCGAGAUUCUGCUUACCUCAACAAAACCAGCCGCAGUGAGAAAGGGAAAACAAUGAAUGGGUGGAGAUGAACAGCCCGUCAGAGAAAGAGCUAUGCAUUCCGGCUAGUGCAGUCCAGGCUGCUGCAAUGACAGUCUGAAGGUUGUAGCAGCCUCUGGAAUCUGCAUUUAAACUGAACACCAGCCUUCACUUGCAGGUGGAGCCCACCCCCCCUUUUCUUUUUGGCACAAAAGGACUUGUUCACCAUUGGGACGUCUGAGACAUGGCCAGUAACCAGGCCAGCUUACAGGAUGACCAGAGCAGGCAUUGCAAGUUCUUAUCCUAUAUGUUUUACCAAGCUGUCAGAGAUCACAAACCUGUCUGGAUGCUGGAAGACAUGAGGACUAUGGAGUAUUUCUACUGGGAAGAAAAUGCCAGCCUGAGGACGUAUUCCCCUUCCGAAGCCCUGCUGUAUGCCGUGGUGCACAACCACCUGCCUUAUGCCCAGUACCUGCUGUCUCAUUUUCCGGAGGAGGCUCUCAAAGUCCCCGGGGAACAUUUCUGCUAUUGCCCUUCCUCUGCUCCUCACUUGGCCAUGGCUGUCACCUAUGACAGGAGAGAGAUUCUGGGGCUGAUCAUCAGCAUCUCCCACAAGCUGCCCAGCCUGAACUCCUACAUCAACCGAACCGGCUGCUUCCACCUGGAAGAUGGCAAGACCCCUCUGCAUCUCGCCUGCGAGCUCCUGAGGUCAGAGACAGUCCUGAUCCUCCUGGGGAAUGGGGCCUCUCCCAGGAUAGAGGACAGCAAAGGACUGACACCCCUGGACGUCAUCCUGGAGCAGAUGUGGGACUCCAAAGUCAACGUGGCAUCCAAAAAGCUCUGCCUCGAUUACCUCUUGCUCUUCAUGCCCAGCCCCCGGUUCAAGAUGAGGAAGGUGCUGCAGGAGCACCCAGAGCCCUGGGCAGUUCUGCUAGGGGAGGACAGGUUCAAUAGCCUGGUGGGUAACAUGCCUGCAUCUUUAUACCUGCAAGCUAUGCAAACCAUCCUUCAGACUCUCCCACCCUCCCAUUUCCCGAAAAGCAUCCAGGAACUUCCUAUACCUCAGGCAUUAAAGCCCCUGCCUCGCUUUGGCAAGCAGCACCCAACAAAAAAUAUGGUAAAUGUUUUUCCAUGAUGUUAUGCUUUUUUAAAAAAAAAAAAAUUGUCACAUUCAAAUUGUGUGAUUUGUUCAGGUGGGGUUUUCAAAGGUGCUUCAGGCUGCAAACCAAACCCCCAGUGCACUUCCACUUGAGCUAAAUAGGACUACUCUCAAGUAAGUCACAGGAGGAUUGCUGCCUUAGGGGGAUUUGAUGCCCAGUUAUUACUGAAUUGGUAUCGAAACCUGGGCUACUGUUCGAUGCCGCUGAAAAUCCCAGCCUUGGAAUACAUUGUCAAAUGAAAUCUAUUUUUUUCAGAUUAAAAAAACCCUCCCAUUCCGUGCAUGUGAAAAUAUUACAUUGAGCUGAAUGUACAUUUUGCUCACUGAAAUCAGUGUAGCAGCAUUCCUGAUUUAUUAUUUGUAUUUUAUGAAAAUUAUCCAGGUUUUGCAUUGUUGUUAUUAUUUAAAAGGCACUGUUUUCACAGGGCAUUAUAUGGACCAGGGUUCAGAUCCUGUACAUUGCUUGAUGCAUUAACUUCUGUUAACAUCACUGAGUUUUAAGUAUCAUAACUCUAUGCAGGAUUGCAGCCUACUACCAGAUCACUGUGCUGUUAGGGGAGCGUGUGGUGCGGGUUAAAGUAGGAAUUCUUUUUAAGUUUCCUCAAGAGCUGCAUAAUGAAUCAGCAGUUGUUAUCAUAAAUGUCUUGGCCUUCAGUGCUGCUGCAGUGGCGAGGAGUCCCUCUGGCUGCAGGAUUCUGUUGUGUCACCUUAAAACAUUGAGCCUUUAUAGCAAAAGCUAGGUAGGUUGGUAGUGUGAUGGAAAGGACCCAAUGAAACCUGCAUAUAUGGAAUUCCUUUUCAAAGCUGAGUGGUAGGGGAAAGACCAAUUUCCACAGCACAUCACAUAUCCUUCCCCUCCCCAUUCCUCUCCUAGUGUCACUGUAGUUUCAAGAGUGAGCAUGCCUACAAAACAAGAUACGGCAUGGUCCUUAAUGCUAGAGACCUACAGUGGGUGCUUGUAUUUUUUCUCUCUGCAAGAAGCAAUGUAACAUUAGACAGCUGAUGCCCCCCUUCUCUGCAAGAAAUGCAGUGCGAUCCUUGCAGUUGCUGAGAAAGAAUGCUGGUAGCCUUCACCAACCCAGUGCCCUCCAGAUGUCUUGGGCUACAUCUCCCAUCAGUCCCAGCCAGUGUGAAGGCUUUUGACUUAGGAAAAGGGGACCCUGCCCACCUUAAAGGACGAGACCUUGUGAGUGAAUGUAUGAAGGUCACAAUCAUCAACCAAAGAGUUUGGCCUGUUUGCCUGUAGACAGGCUGCUCCUGCCUUUCUACCCACCCCAACUUAUCCCCCCACCCAACCAUGACUGCUGAUGUAACCUGCCUAAAUAAUGACCCAUCAGUAUUCCUUCAAGGUGCACAAUCUCUGUAGCUCCAGAUGCAUGGUUUCUGUUUCCUGUUUGCUUUCUGUUUGUUUGUUUGUUCAUUUUACCUCUGCCAGAAAGGAUUGUGUUCCCUACAUGCCCACAUUGUAGAUGGGCAACACAUGUUUGCUUCUCUGAUUUUGGACUGCAUGCUGUUUUCAGCAAGGCAUCUCUGGCCAGAAGAACACUGAUAGCCAGGGAUGGGCCUUGAUGGUUUCCUGCAAAUGGGAGAACGAGAUGCUCUCCCUCCCUCCCCCCCCCACAACCCCAUAAUUCCACAAAGAAAAGCCAAGCAGACUGGCAGAUGAACCUUACCUCAACACAGGUGCCAGGCGAGCAGCCUCCACUGCACUUGGAGGCAGCAGGCUGGCUUAGGGGUUGCAGGGUAGGUUGUGUAGCUGCCGCUCCCCACCACUACCAGAGGCACCUGUCUUACUCUGCCUUAUGGUGGGGCCAGUCCUGAGUGAGAGCCUGGCCCUAAGCAUGUUUCCUGGGAAGCAACUCUUAUGGAAAUCGAGGGGAGCUGCUUCCUACUGAACAGGCUUAGAAGCAAGUUCUGAAACUCUGGACAGACCCUGCCAGUCUGUGAGUACAGUGCUGAGCUAUACGGACCGAGUGGUCUGAUUAAGCACCUGGCAGCUUCGUAGGAUCCUAUGUACUUUGGAAAUGGGGCUAAAGCAUUUUUCUUAAGGCACCAUGGCUUGAUAAUAACCAUUGCUAUGUAUAAAGCUGACCUGUUUUUCACAGAUAGGUCCAAAUUCCAUGAUGAUGGGCAAUGUGAAGCUGUCCCUUUAAUGUAAAUGCCUGAGAAGACUCAGAAUUUGAAACAGAGAAUAGUCAGUUGUGCAAUUUCAUCCUUGUGAACAAAUGAGCAGGUCUUUGCUGUGCCUAGUCGAUGCAUAGGAGCUGAUGUCCUAGCAUACGCCAGGCAUGUUGAGGAUAGUAUCUCAAUCUUUCUCUGAAAUUUACCUCUGCAACAAAAUGCAAGCAAUGUGUUCUAUUAGAGCCAGUGGGUUUGAAAUCAGACCAAAUGCCCCAAUCUAGCCAAACAUUUUGUUCUCAAAGCCAGCCAAAUGCCUGUGGGAAGCCCAUCUAGAGGACAUGAGCCCUGCAGCACCUGCCCCCCGCCAACUCUGUGACAUAAUCCUGCAGCAAACUGAGAAUUUGUGCCCGCUGAACUUCUGCCAUAUAGCUGUUAAGGGCACAAGAGCUCCUUAAAAAAAAACAAACAAACAAAAAACAGACAGUUCAGCAUCCCUCUUCCUUUCCACGAUUAAAUCCUCAGGACUCUCUCUUCAGCAUUUUGAAGUUCACAGGAUUGCCUUAGCCUUCCCCCACCUAUGGGGGGGGGACAGAAAGGAGAGGCAUCUAGGGAACUUUUGCAGUACAUUUCUGAUACAGCAAAACAGAACCAGUUUCUAACCAACCAGCCACACACACAGACAGCACAACUAAAUGCCAGCCAGAGUAAAGAAUGUUUUAAAUGAACUAGGCAACAAACGCACAUGCACAUAUGUGUGUACACUUGAAUCAAGCAAUGCUAAAAUAAUCAAAUUGCAAAUAAAGCCCACAUCGAUAAAGCUAACCAUGUUGCAGCAGGCAAUCUAAUAAAUCUUAUUUCGGUGAAAAAUGAUAGGGGGAAAUGUAUCUGAGAUAUCCCUACGCAAUACUAGCAAUUAUCUUGCUUUAUAUUAUAUGCACCCUAAACCCGAGCAAACAUUUCGAAUGCAGGACCCUCUUUAAUCUUUUAAUCUAUUGGAAAAUGACACAUCCUUUAAAUUGGUGUCGUCGUCGUCCCCCCCCCCCCCCCCGGUCCCAUAUUGUAUUAGCCGCAGCAGACAAAACUUGGGAGCAAUUCCCUGAACUGUGAAGGCUAUUCACUUUGCAGUCUUGUCGCUGCUCAGAGGUUCCUUCCUUCCUACAGAAGGGAGAAUGAUUAGGGUAGUAUUAUACGCUUGCUAAGCCAGUCUUGCUAAGCCUGCCUUGAUGGCAGAAAGCGAGGAGGAAUUAAAGAACCUUUUAAUGAGGGUGAAAGAGGAGAGCGCAAAAUAUGGUCUGAAGCUCAACAUCAAAAAAACCAAGAUCAUGGCCACUGGUCCCAUCACCUCCUGGCAAAUAG
This is a messenger RNA of Zootoca vivipara (common lizard), 8139 nucleotides long. RefSeq names its product ankyrin repeat domain-containing protein 9-like. The record is from RefSeq and is a predicted model, not a curated record. Gene Ontology annotation, molecular function: protein binding. NCBI's taxonomy places the organism in Eukaryota, Metazoa, Chordata, Lepidosauria, Squamata, Lacertidae.